AUGGGGGAGCUGAGAUCUUCUUACUUCACUUUUUCUUCUUAUUAUUCCACUUCUGUUUCUAUUUUGGCAUCACUAUUAUAUACUACUAUCUAUUCGUUCUUGCUUUUCGCAAAUGUGAAUAGUUACCAUCCCGUGAUUCAUCAGUUCCCUACAUUGAACAACAUAACAGGCAGAUCAAAAACCCUUAUUUAUGUGAAUGAGUUUGGAGCCAAAGGAGAUGGCAUAACCGAUGACACUAAGCCGUUUCAAGAUGUCUGGAAAAUCGCAUGUUCUUCACCAUUACGACCAAAAAUUGUAAUCCCGAGUGGAUAUUCUUUUCUAGUUCGACCAAUUGAUUUUGUUGGGCCUUGCCGGUCAAAGGUGUCUCUAUCAAUUGCAGGUUCUAUUGUAGCGCCGAAAGAUCCUCAAGUCUGGGAUGGUUUGAAUCCACAUAAAUGGCUUUAUUUCUUUAAAGUGAAAUACCUGACUGUAGAAGGAGGAGGAACAAUUAACGGGAUGGGCCAGAAAUGGUGGGCUAGGUCAUGCAAGAUUAAUACCACCAAUCCUUGUCGACAUGCUCCAACAGCAAUGACUUUCCACAGAUGCAACAAUCUGAAAGUGAGGGACAUAAGGAUGCUAAAUAGUCAACAAAUGCAUAUAUCAAUUUCUAAGUGCAUACAUGUUGAAGUAUCACAUCUUAUAGUGCAAGCACCUGCUAAGAGCCCUAACACAGAUGCAAUCCACUUAAGCUCAUCUACACAUGUUGGUAUCAGAGAUAGCAGUAUUGGCACAGGAGAUGACUGUAUAUCUAUAGUGGGCAAUUCGUCAAGAAUCUUGGUCAAAAACAUUGCUUGUGGACCAGGCCAUGGUAUAAGCAUUGGAAGCUUGGGAAAGUCUAACUCAUCGUCGUCUCAAGUGCACGAUGUCUGUGUUGAUGGAGCAUAUCUUUCCAACACAGAAAAUGGUGUGAGGAUAAAGACUUGGCAGGGAGGUAGGGGGUUUGUCAGAAAGAUUGCUUUUGCGAACGUGUGGAUGGAAAAUGUGUCAAAUCCCAUCAUAAUAGAUCAAUAUUAUUGUGAUUCUCCACUGGCGUGUCCCAAUCAGACUUUGGCUAUUGGCAUUAACAGCGUAUCCUUUGUUGGUAUUAGAGGGUCUUCAGCAACAAAAAAUGCAAUAACAUUUGCCUGUAGUGAUAACUCCCCAUGUAGAAAUCUAUAUUUGGAAGAUGUUCAACUUGUUUCGUUUUUGGAUUUCCCCACAACGUCGUUUUGUUGGAAGGCAUAUGGCUCAACCUCAGGAUUAAACAAUCCCUCUUCUUGUUUUCCCUCUAGUGAAAGCAUUGUGCAACGGCCCACAGAAUUAUCCAACUUGAGCAAGUCCAUUUGAUAAUCUCUAUGUUCAAAUGUGUAGCUACAUAUCCUAGGCAAAGCUAGCUUAAAGGAUCAAGCAUGUUGAAACAAUUUGAUAGCAUGACUUACUGGUCAGCAGCAGGUCCAGAGUAGGCAAAAUGAGCAGCUUUUCGUGGACCUUAGUUAUUGUGUAAAAUCCUUCUAACUUAUGCAAAUAAGGUGCUUGCAUAUUAAGCAUUUAAAUUUUUGUAAUUGUUCAUGAGUUGAGAAGGUUAUGAAUAAUCUGUCCUUCAAAGGAUGAACUUGCAGUUGGGACUAA
Messenger RNA from Nicotiana tabacum (common tobacco), 1647 nucleotides. Its product is annotated as putative polygalacturonase At1g80170. NCBI's taxonomy places the organism in Eukaryota, Viridiplantae, Streptophyta, Magnoliopsida, Solanales, Solanaceae. The record is from RefSeq and is a predicted model, not a curated record. Gene Ontology annotation, molecular function: polygalacturonase activity. Gene Ontology annotation, biological process: carbohydrate metabolic process.